Messenger RNA from Penicillium lagena, 957 nucleotides. RefSeq lists its product as uncharacterized. The transcript has a single exon. Bases 1 to 957 code for a protein of 318 amino acids. The record is from RefSeq and is a predicted model, not a curated record. NCBI's taxonomy places the organism in Eukaryota, Fungi, Ascomycota, Eurotiomycetes, Eurotiales, Aspergillaceae.
AUGGAGCUUCUCAUACCAGGACUUGUCUUCCUUGCGAGCAAUCUCUGGGGCGUCUAUAGGCCCAUCCCGUUUACGAUCAUCCAGCCGAGCCGGUCCUUUUUGGACCGGGUUCUGGGAUCCCUUCAAGUGGCGAGCGCGGUAUACACCCUCGAUCAGUUCUAUUCCUAUCUCAUGCCGAGCUCUCUGGCCCGGUAUGUCAGUCUGGGUCAGGAAGUGGUGGCCGACUUCGUGGACAGCAUCAAUAUCACGAAUUUUUCAGCAUCCGAUACCACAGCGAGCAUCGUGACAGAUCUGUUCAACGUUUCGUUGCUCUCUGAUGAAUUACCAAGCGACAGCGACGAAUCUCAUCCACUGAAACAGCGUCCCUCAAAACCAGGGACUUGCUCCCCAGAGGCAAGGUACAACAACGCAGUCCUAGUCCUCCUGAUCAUCAUCCUCGCGGUACAACUCAAGGAAACAGCCCAACACGGCACCGACACCUAUGCCAGAGAGAUCCAACUCCUGCGCACCGAGCAGCAAAUCCUCUUCACCGAACUCCAAUCCUCACACAAAAUCGCACUCAAUGCGACCCUCCAACGCCUCGCCUCCCUGGAAGUAAGCACCGAUCAGCUUUUCAGCUUCGGAAACGAGCUUCUAGCCCACAGGGAUAUGCUCGCCGCCAAGAUCGCGGCCGGCAUUGCCGAUGAACUUAACGGUCCGGACUCCGAGCUAGGGCGCCAUCUACGUGAUGUCCAGGAUGGUCUAGCGGCGCUCCGGGAGGGCGCGAGUCUGGAUUCGGGGGCUUGGAUGGAACUUGCGGAGUUGCUGAGGGCUUUUCCUUCGAAUGUGGCGUCCGCGAUUGCUACUUCUCUUGCGGAGGAGAUUAUGAAUGUGAGGAUGUUGGAUGGGACUUCGACGGGGAUGUCAUUGGGGAAGUCGUCGGGAUUGGAGAGGAGUAUUUGGGCGGUGCGCAGUUAG